GAAUGAGCGAGAGCGAUGCUAAGUUGUCCUUUCAUCUUGCUCGGUUCCCGUCUUGUGAAUUAUCUCCCCGAAAUAACCCUUAGCAGUAAGCGUACUCUUUUCCUGAAAAUGACAUGCGCAUCGAGGCCGAAAAAAUAGUUCCUUCUUUUCGAAGCAAAACAAACUCAAGAAAACAUCUGUUAGCAAUGUAAUCGCUCCCUAGAAAUAUCUUGGCAAUUAAAGCAAGAACUCAAAGCAGUAAAUAGUCGCACAGCUUGUCCUAGCGUUUUUGUGUUUUGCGAUCAUCGUCAUCCGCCUCCUAAGACUAAGAGUAUCUGCACCUACAUUAACCGCCGUUGAAUGUUCAACAUCAUAGGGCGUCUCUGUGUCUAGCUAUUCAUUCCUAUUUUUUGACAUCAGCACGCCGCAGCCCCAGCAGAGACCAAGAAUUGCCUAGAUCGGCUGCUGGGGCUCGCGUUCUAUUAUUUAACUCAACUACAGUCAGGAACAGAGUCUAUUUCUAGGGGUUCUAUUUUUGCGGUCAGGCGAAUGUCUUACUACGCUCAGAAGUGACUUACUGUAGGCGCGUGACGUCGGACUUGUUCCUGGUCCACCUUUGAGGAUAGUUUCCGGUUUUGGAACUAGGCACAGAAACGAGAAAAGGUACGCCAGUCUAGUAGUGGCCGCAGUACCAAAGUGAAGAAGAUCCGUAGCUCAGAAGCCAUUGCGACGACAUCUUCAUGUGCAUCAACUACCCUGGAAAAAAAGCACACCGACGACAUAGCAUUAAUUAUAUUUGCCUGGAUCAGUGACAGUGUUCAGUGAGACCUGUUGUACCUGCGACGGAGCUUGCAAGCAGAACUAUCUUGGCCCUCACCGCAUCACAACGCGAAGAUAUUACCGAGAAUCCCGACGAACGUCCAGCACUAGAGUAGCCACAAAACAGGGAUUUCGAUCGGAAUAAACACCCACCUUCGCCAAGAAGAAAAUGGCUUCGUCAUCCGAUCAAAUCCAGUACCACAUACACGUGGUGGGCAAGUGGAUGGCCCCAGACUUCCACAAACUACGAACUGCAGCAGAAUUUCUCGCAAGUACGAGGUAAUUGUUGUUUUACAACUUUUCAAUAUUGUGAUUACAAGCUGUAUACGACCAUGAUGUGAGGUUUUACAUCGUACUCGUAGUUGAUCGUCAUGAUUCAAGAUCAACUUGGUAAAGGCUGACCAACGUAGCAGUACGUCACCAAGCACAUGCCGACCACGCCGCGAUAUCUCACAAGAACUCGCUCAACAUGUCACUACAGGUCAAAUGUCAAAGCGACGGUGGAAGGUUACUUCGAGACCCAGUAUGAAAUGCGACUCAAAAAGAUUGCUCACACGCUUGGCGGAGCAUUCGUACCACAAACUGUUUUAUCAAAGAUUUCGAUUUCUUGUUUUCUUUCUGGCGUAUUAUCAAUAUGGAUAUUAAUAGAGCAAGUGAGGCUCCUGCAGGUUUUAGUAAACAUGUUGAUAUUUUUAGAUUUUCAAGCUGUUUACAAGUACUUACUCACAUGAUUGAACACAUUAAUUAUGUCUCAAAGUUCUUGCAUGGUUGCUACAAGAAAUGCAUGAGUUUCAAUAUCAGUUUCUUGCGAAGCCAUCAAGCACGCUUGUGUAUGCCAUAGCAGACGAUGAAAAGGCUCUAUACUUCAAUAAUAUGGAUCGAUUUAUGGAGUGGGCAGAGAAAAGGUACUAGUUGUUCUUAGUUUAUGUUGACAACGGGAUUGACCCUGAAGAAGUUUGUUUUUGUUGUCAAAUCUAGAUUGACCUUAGCAGGUUGAUCAUUUGCUUGAGAUUGCGUUUAUUUGGGGUAUUAAUUGAAUUUGCACGGAUACGGACGAGAUAUAUCCUUGUUGACCUUCUUCUUUACAUCCGCAUCUUCAGGUUCAAAUACGAGGAUUCCACAUCAAUUUUGCUCUACAAGAGGAUGGCGAACAAGAGUCAGCAGCAACACUACGCAAAAAAUAGGAAAUAUUGCCAGUUGACUUUUCAGUUUGAUGGAAAAGAAGAGGAGCCAGUAGCGUUUGAACUCUUUUACAAGGAGUGUCCACGAGUAGUUGAGAACUUUCUUGCUCUAGUCCAGAGCGGCCGAUAUCUUGGAUCACCAGUACAACCUUGUUUACAUCAUAUUUGUCAGCUUAUAUAUAUUUUCACUUGUAAGAACUAGCACAAAUGACUUCAUCUGCUGACCAGUGGAAUGGAAUCACACUCAGUAGCCAUCACUGUCAUCUUGUUUCUAUCUCUUUGCGAUCUGGCCCUGCUUCAAGCUAGUACUUGCUAGCUGCUCUUUCUACCCACGCAACUUGAACAGAUACACCGAGUAAAGGAGGACUGCUUUAUCCAAGGAGGUGAUAUCGUGGACGGCUCUGGUAGCAAUUCUGUCUCAUCAACAGGAAGCCCAAUACCAGACGACUCAUUCAAGUACUAGUGUAAUGUUGACUCUGCUGAUGUCCAAAGAUUCCCAGCUUUGAUCUUCUUGCCUUCGCUUUCGCAUCUUUAGGUUUUUUGUUUUACGUAGAUCGAUGAUGAAUCCUAACUGCUGUUCUACCUUCAAGUUCACUUCGCCCUCGUCCACCACCACGAGCACGACCCAAGCAGGAUACUAUCUUCAAGACCUAACAUCACUUGUGAGGUACAAACACGACAGCGCAGGCCUAGUUGGGAUGUGCAAGAGUAGACUCGACACAAACGGCAGCCAAUUCUACAUCACAUUAGAUGAGUUGCCAUAUUUUGACGGAAAAAACCUGAUUUUCGGAAGGGUUAUUAGCGGCAUGCGAACAGUAUUCGCUGUCUUUCUUUGUUUGAAAUCGGCAUUGUGAAAAAUGGUGAUGUAGUGAAGACAGUUGAACAACUGAACAACGAGAAAAUAACAAGCAUUUAACUUAAAUGUGAACAUAUAUUUUUUUACGAAUUUUCGAACAGCUACUUCAUCAAUAAAUGCUCUAGCUCACAAUAUUUUUGAUAUAGCUGUACCCAUCGAUCUUCAGAUGUGGAAGAUAAGUCGUCUGCAAACGAAUUAUGCUGGCAGGCCCGUAAAGACCGUCAAAAUAUCAGCAGUGCGAUCCGACUUGCUUGACAAGAAGUCCGCCGAAAGUAAUGAUUCUACUUGCUGAGCUCAUCUGAUAAUCUAACUGGAACGCGAAUUCGAAGGCCAUGGUCCAUAUUUUUUUUUGUCAUAAAAGACCUGAACAACUAUACAUACAUAGUAUCCAAAACACUCACAGUUAGUGGCGACAACGUGAAGGCAGGAGAGGAAAAUGAUGCGGAAAGAGAAGAGCGGGAAGCAGCUGAAGAUCAAGCGGCCGCUGUGAAAGUACUUCACAUCGUCCUAGUUUGUCCACUAUAGAAGAAGAAGAAGAAGAAGAAGAAGUGCACGGCUGUAGUGACAAAAAUCAUUUGUUUAUGAUUUCAUAUUUCUUUUUGGCUGGAAGUGGAAGCCCGAAUCUCUCAUAUCCCAUCGAAGUUUGUUACCAUGACUUCUCUCAGGUUCAGUCGAUGUUUCGCGGAAAGGCAGCACGUAAAGACGUCGAGUCAAAAGUUGCAGCGAAAAAGCAGAAAGAACUUGAAGAGAAAAUGGCCGCCGAGCAGGCAGAAAGAGAACGAGCCGAGGAAGAGGAAGCAGCUACUAAAGUACAGGCCUUGUACAAAGGCAAGAAAGCCAGGCGACGCGUAGAUUUAAGGAUAAGGGUGUUAUGAUUAUAUAGGUUACAGGGCUCAGGGCUGAAGGGCCCUCCCGUGGAACCCUGCGAGCGUCUUAUCCACCUGAGGAGCGUGACGCGCGAGGGAUUACCAUCGUGGCGCGUGAUGGCGUGACGCGCGAGGGAGUAGUGUAGGCACGAGCGCGACGCGUGACGGCGUGACUCGCUUAGGAGCGUGACGCGCGUGGCUGAGAGUCUUAGCGAAGCGCGUGAGGGUGUGACGCGGGCGCUUAGGAGCGUGGCGCGCGUGAUAGUAUUAGCGAAGCGCGUGAGGGUGUGACGCGCUUAGUAAGGGGCGUGACUCGCAUAGGAUUAUGCGCGAGGCGCGUGAGGUUCGUUGUGUCGGCGGGGCGCGUGACGUGGGGCUUCGGGCGCUGGGGUGUGUCAAAUAGUGCGCGACUUAGGACGUGGCGCGCCGCCGCGACGUGUGGCAAUGUCACACGUGAGGGCGUGGCGUGUGGCGUCGUCAUGUGUGACGGCGUGACUUAGGGCGGCGUGGCGUGUGACGGUGGGAGGGUGUGGCGGUGUGUUGUCUGUGUGGUGGGUGAGGUGUCUGCGAGGGUGUUGCGAGCAUGUGCCCCGCAUCCCAUGGAUGGGCCGCCGAGCGUUGCCUUUGCGGGUGGCUUGUUUUGUUGUCGUGGUUGGGUCUAUAUCUCAUCCCCACGCUGCCGCCAUUGUCUGGCGCUUUGGUGGUCGUGUCUUUGCCAUCAGGUCGCCCACGGAUGUCCUUCAGAUCGUCAGGUCUCCCGCGGAUGUUCCUCAGAUCGUCAGGUCUCCCGCGGAUGUUCUUCAGAUCGUCAGGCUUCCCGCGGAUGUUCCUCAGAUCGUCAGGUCUUGCAGGGAUUUCCCUCAGAUCGUCAGGCCUCCCCCGGCCUGGAUGUUCCUCCGAUCGUCAGGGCUCGCCCCACGGAUGGCCUUCAGAUCAACAUACGCCAGGCCCCCCGCGGGUGUUCCUCCGGUCACGAGGCCUCCUGCGGGUGAUCUUCCGACCAUCAGGCCUCCCCCCCCGGAUGUUCCUCAGAUCGUCAGGUCUCCCCCGGAUGUUCCUCAGAUCGUCAGCGCCUGCCGGGUGAUCUUCCUCAGAUCAUCAGGUCGCCCCCGGAUGUUCUUCAGAUCGUCAGGUCUCACACGGAUGCCCCACAGAUCAUCAGGCCUCCCAGGAAUGUCCCGCAGAUCGUCAGGUCUCCCACGGAUGUUCCUCAGGUCGUCAGGCCUCCCGCGGAUGUUCCUCAGAUCGUCAGGCCUCCCCCGGAUGUUCCUCAGGUCGUCAGGCUUCCCGCGGAUGUCCCUCAGGUCGUCAGGUCUCCCGCGGAUGUUGCUCAGGUCGUCGGGUCUCCCGUGGAUGUUCCUCAGAUCAUCAGGCCUCGCCUCUUACGGAUGUUCCUCAGAUCGUCAGGCCCCCCCCGGAUGUUCUUCAAAUCGUCAGGGCUCCCACGGAUGUCCCGACCGUCAGGCGCGCGGCGUCACGCUCAAAAGCGUGCUGCGUCACGCAUGGGAGCAAGCAUAUUCUUCGCCCUUAUAGUAGGGCGGGGGGAAGGGGGGAAGGUUUAGUUCUGCGGUCUAUAGGACGCUCGCCAGGUCUUACAGGGCCCCCCCUCCGAUCUAACUUUUUGAGGGAGGGGGGGCCUCCAGCCCCGGGCCCUUUUUGCGACGCGCUGCCGGGCGGGAAGGCCUCGAAGCGCCCACCUCUGACCCCUUCCCGCUUCUUGCCUGGACCUUACAGCGCCACCACCCCGGAGGCCGUUGAAGCACUGCAGGGCGGACGUGGAAGGCUUCUGAAUGUGGCAAAGCUGCGUGGCAAGGCGGGACCCCCUUGGCGUGUUGUGUGUACCCUACAGACCUGGCAAGAAAGGUGACAAGGCGGGACCCCCUUGGCGUGUUGCUUGUACCCUACAGACCUGGCAAAGGUGGCAACGCUGGAGCUGGACCCCCUUGGCGUGUUGCAUGUACCCACCCGACAGGCCUGGCAAAGUAAGGCGGCGCGGCUCUUUUUGCCGUUCUCUUCCCCCUGUGGAUGGAUAUGCCAGAGGCCACCGACCACGCCACGGGUGGGCGCUUCUCGUCGCUCGUUCUGCUCUCGUCCCUCGUUCUGCUCUCUUCCUUCGUGCUCGUUCUUCUCUCGUUCUUCGUUCGUCUUCUCUCGUCUUUCGUUCCGCUCUCGUCCUUCGUUCUGUUCUCGUCCUUCGUUCUGCUCACGUCCCUCGUUCUGCUCUCGUCCCUCGUUCUUCUCUCCUCGCUCGUUCUGCUCUCGUCGCUCUUUCACCACGGUGCUGCCCCCCAGAUCCAUCCACAUGGGGGGGGCCUCCCUCCUUGGUACAUAUAUACAUCCAAAGUCUUGCAGUUGCACGUCUUCAUCGCGUUCGGCUUCAUCGUUUUCACUAGAAAAGGGUAAUAACGAUGACCUUAGCUUGUGAUGAAGUUCAAGCUUACCCGUUCUUGUUGUUCCUCGAAUGACCUCUAAUACAUGACAUGAAACAAGAUAAGGGUAAGGCAGGCGCUGUCACAUACGAGUCGGCUGAUGUGAAUGCGGCGAGUGGCGGCGAGGAAGUUGCAUAAUUAUGGUCAGCGCAAGUCGUUACCGUCACCCUGCUUUGAUGAUACCGAUUACAUAUAGUUGCUCUAGAAUUCUUAGUUAAUCAUUUGCGUCAAUGUCGCGGCAUCAACUUACUAACUCGUUAUACUAUCUUCUCGACCUUACCAUAUUGAAUCAAUCUUAUUACGCAGAGAUAAAAGCAAGGCGGUCGAAAAGAAGCCGAUCCCACUGCUCCGAUGUAAGCAGAGAAAAGUAUAUCCACAAACAUGUAAGCAAGAAGUUGUUACUGUUGCAUGAUGUCAUUUUUGAAGAUCGUAGUUCAACUUCAAGUGUCGCGAAGGUUAAUUAAAUAGAAGACUCCCCUGAGGACAAUAUUUAGUGAUACUUACGCGAGAUUAGAACUGGUUGUAGAACUUCAUGCUAAUACAUUCUCAAUAAACAUUUAUGUAACAAAAAAAUUAACAAUGCAUACUUUCACGGAUGUCUUCGAUACAGAGUUUCGUGUGACGUGAAGAAUAACUACAAGAUCAACGACGUCGUCAGGUAUUUUGUUAACGAAAAAGAACGACAAAUAGAAAGUGACGACCAGCAUGAUCAUGUCAUGAAAAUUUCAGCAGGACUCACUUCUUGUCGCACCCUAGUAUAGCAGGUUCGAGUCUAUCUCUGAUGACAAAAAGUGUUCCUCACACGAACUAGCCGUGGCGUCGUGAACCUAGACCACACCCUCAUCAAUAUUAAC
Amoebophrya sp. A25 is the source of this 6984-nucleotide messenger RNA. Lineage: Eukaryota; Dinophyceae; Syndiniales; Amoebophryaceae. The record is from the annotation of a GenBank genome assembly.